GCCCUUCUUAAAAAUGGCUACCGCUGCGCCGCUGGAAGGAACCGCUCUGGGCCACGCCUUUGAUCUCGUUGGUGGGGCUUGAGGGGAUGAAAACUGCACCGCGCGGGAGAAGUCGCCGGCGGCGCCCGACGGACCAGAAGAAAGAGCAUGGAGCUGGAGAAGACUGUCAGUGCAGCCCUCCUUGCCUUUGUCCAGACACAUCUCCCAGAGGCCGACCUCAGUGGCUUGGAUGAUGUCAUCUUCUCCUAUGUUCUUGGGGUCCUGGAGGACCUGGGCCCCUCAGGCCCAUCAGAGGAGGACUUUGAUAUGGAGGCCUUUACUGAGAUGAUGGAGGCCUACGUGCCUGGCUUUGCCCAUAUCCCCAGGGGCACAAUAGGGGACAUGAUGCAGAAGCUCUCAGGGCAGCUGAGUGAUACCAGGAACAAAGAGAACCUGCAACCACAGAGCUCUGAGGUCCAAGGUCAAGUACCCAUCCCCCCAGAUCCUCUGCAGAGGCCUGAAAAGCUCAAAGAAGAGACCAGGUCUUCUCCCACUGCUGCUGAGGACACCCAGGACAAGGCAGCAGGUGCUGAGGAGGAGCUGCUGCCAGGGGUGGAUGUACUCCUGGAGGUGUUCCCCACCUGUUCAGUGGGGCAGGCCCAAUGGGCGCUGGCCAAAGCUCGGGGGGACUUGGAAGAGGCUGUGCAGAUGCUGGUAGAGGGGAAGGACGGCCCCAAUCAGGACCUGCCCAGGCGCCUCAGAGGCCCCCAGAAGGAUGAGCUGAAGUCCUUCAUCCUGCAGAAGUACAUGAUGGUGGAUAGUGCAGAGGAUCAGAAGAUUCACCGGCCCAUGACUCCCAAGGAGGCCCCCAAGAAGCUGAUCCGCUACAUUGACAACCAGGUAGUGAGCACCAAAGGGGAGCGAUUCAAAGACAUGCGGAACCCUGAGGCCGAGGAGAUGAAGGCCACAUACAUCAACCUCAAGCCAGCCAGAAAGUACCGCUUCCACUGAGGCACACGCCAGAUUCUGCCUGAGCCGUCUAGGCUCAGAUCCCAGAUGGAUGCAGGAGCCCUAUAUACCCCACCCCCCACCCGGCAGGGGCCUCCUUAACUCCUCACCCCCUUCUCUGCUUCCUUGUCCCACAGUGUUAACCUCUGGGAGUUGCCCAUGGGCACAGUAAAGGUGGCCCGAGGAAA
Molecule: messenger RNA, 1175 nt
Organism: Trichechus manatus latirostris (Florida manatee)
Lineage: Eukaryota; Metazoa; Chordata; Mammalia; Sirenia; Trichechidae
Gene: CUEDC2
Product: CUE domain containing 2
Exons: 9
Coding region: 148-990 (280 amino acids)
Molecular function (GO): ubiquitin binding
Source: RefSeq, a predicted model, not a curated record